This is a messenger RNA of Prunus armeniaca (apricot), 5154 nucleotides long. NCBI's taxonomy places the organism in Eukaryota, Viridiplantae, Streptophyta, Magnoliopsida, Rosales, Rosaceae. The record is from the annotation of a GenBank genome assembly.
AUGGAAAUCUUUACAAUGCUCUUUGUCUUUACAUCACUUCUGUUCUCCAUUCUAAGUAUCUCGAACACCAAAGACAUCAUCACUCCAAGUGUAUCGAUCGGAGAUGGAGAGACCCUUGUUUCCUCCGGUGGAAGCUUCGAAUUAGGAUUCUUUAGCCCUGGCAAUUCGAAUAACCGAUACUUGGGAAUAUGGUACAAUGGAAUAUCUCCUCAGACAGUUGUAUGGGUGGCCAACAGAGAAAAUCCACUUACUCAUCUCUCAGCAGGAGCUUUGAAUAUCACUGAUCAAGGAGCUCUUGUUCUUUUAAGCGACACAAAUAGAAAUAGCAUUGUUUGGUCAUCCAACUCUUCAAGAAAAUUCAUAAGGAAACCAGUUGCUCAGCUCCAAGAAUCAGGAAAUCUUGUUGUGAAAGAUGGAAAUGAGCUUGUGUGGCAGAGCUUUGAUUAUCCAACUGAUAAUUUGCUACCAGGAAUGAAGCUUGGCUGGAACUUGAAAACCGGGCUAAACAAAGUUUUGUCUUCUUGGAAAGAUGCAGAUGAUCCUGCUCUGGGCGAAUUCUCAUUUUCCAUAGAUCGUAGUGGAUACCCUCAACUGGUUGUUAAGAAAGGUCCUAGAGCACAGUAUAGGUUGGGUUCAUGGAAUGGCCUUAGUUUUACAGGGAGUCCUGAACUUAGAUCUGGUAAUGAAUUAUUCAAAUUCGAUUUCGUGUUGAAUGAGAGUGAGGUCUCUUACAAGUUUGAGCUCCUGAAGGAUGCAUUGCAUUCAAGAUUACUGCUGAACUUGUCCGGUGGCUUGCAGCGGUUCAUGUGGGUUGAUAAAUCACAGAGCAAUAACAUAAUUUACUCUGCUCCGAUAGAUCGGUGUGACACCUAUGAUUUAUGUGGUGCAUAUGCAUUUUCUUUCUGCAAGCUUGGUGCUGAUCCUCAAUGUUCAUGCUUACAAGGUUUCGUACCAAAAUCUCCAAGAUACCAGAAUUCGAAAAACACGUCUUUGGGGUGUGUUCCUAAAACUCCACUGGGUUGUAGUAAUGAAGACGGAUUUCAGAGUUUCACUAGGGCGAAAUUACCGGAUACAUCUUCGUCGUGGAUCGAUAGUACUAUGUCCCUCGAGGAAUGCAAGAAAAUGUGUUUGAAAAACUGCUCUUGCACAGCAUAUGCAAAGUUGGAUAUUAGUGAAGGAGGAAGUGGAUGUUUGCUUUGGUUUGGUGACCUCAUUGAUAUAAAAGAAUUCGACUCUGGUGGGCAAGACCUUUUUGUCCGGACAGCCCUCUUGGGAUUAGAUGACAUCAAGACAAGCAAGCCCUCCGGUGUAAAGAAGAAAGUGGCAAUCAUAGCCAGCGUUGGGCUGCUAGGCAUGGGAAUGAUAAUACUAGGUUUGGUUUUUUACAAGCGGAAGAAGAAAUUGAAAGCACAAGGAAAAAUGAAAAACAUACGUGAAAAGAACUUUGAUUUUGAAUGCGGAAACGAAGACAUGGAGCUGAUAACAUUUGAUUUGGCCACCGUAUCUAGAGCCACUGAUAAUUUCUCAAACAAUAACAAGCUGGGAGAAGGUGGUUUUGGACCAGUAUACAAGGGCAUACUGAUAGAGGGGCAAGAUAUAGCAGUCAAAAGGCUUUCAAAAUGUUCGGGGCAAGGAAUUAAAGAAUUCAUGAAUGAAGUAAUAUUGAUUGCUAAACUUCAACACAGAAAUCUUGUAAAGCUUCUUGGUUGCUGUAUUGAGGGAGACGAAAAAAUGUUAAUUUAUGAAUACAUGCCCAACAAGAGCUUGGACUACUUCAUAUUUGAUGAUACAAGAAGUAAAUUCCUCGGUUGGGAUCAACGCAUCAGUAUCAUCGGUGGAAUUGCUCGAGGACUUCUUUAUCUUCACCAAGAUUCUAGACUAAGGAUAAUCCAUAGGGAUCUUAAAACCAGCAAUGUUUUGCUAGAUAAAGAUAUGAAUCCAAAAAUAUCUGAUUUUGGCACGGCUAGAGCAUUCGGGGCAGAUCAAACUGAGGAAAAUACUAAUAGAGUGGUUGGAACUUAUGGCUACAUGUCUCCUGAGUACGUAGUUGAUGGACUCUUCUCAGUCAAAUCCGAUGUCUAUAGCUUCGGCGUCAUGGUGCUGGAGAUAGUGAGCGGGAAGAAGAACAGGGGAUUUUAUCAUCCAGAGCACCGGCUUAACCUUCUAGGACAUGCAUGGACUCUAUUGAUUGAAGGAAGGCCAUUGGAAGUACUGGAUAAGGUGUUAGAUGGCUCGUGUCCUCUACCAGAAGUGUCGCGAUGCAUUCACAUAGCUCUGUUGUGUGUGCAGCAACAACCAGAAGAUAGACCAAACAUGGCAUCUGUGGUGCUGAUGUUGGGUGGUGAGGGUUCAUUGCCUGCGCCCAAACAACCAGAAAACCCCGCACUUCCUAAAUACACACCUAGCAAGAAAAAAACAAAACAAAAACUCGUCAACCUCACACCCCAGGUUAUAAUUGAUUCACAACCUUUGACGGUGGCUAUACUUGAGGCCUUGUUCUUCGAUGAGAACAUUGCGUUCCUUGGAGCUAUAGGCCUUGUUCUUGGUGUAAUUGGACUUUUACUUCUUGAGAGACCAACAACAUGUGAAUGCACAACUUUUAUUUGGUUGACGAAGACGGUUUUCUUCCUCAAUGGAAAAUGCUUCCCUAGCGUGUUGAAUGUUUUGCCAUUAUCAACUUAUCAAGAACUUUGUACAAGAAGGAACCCAGCAGUAAAAGAUGGAAAACUUUUAGUCCAAAACGCGUUUUGUAUUCAAUUGAUGACAGUUGACAGCAUUAGCCCCUCGCAGUCUGUCAGUGACAACACGACGUUGAUUUCUAGUGAUGGAAGCUUUGAGCUUGGUUUCUUCAGUCCUGGUAGCUCCACGAAUCGUUACUUGGGAAUUUGGUACAAGAACAUGAACAUCCCAGGUAGAACUGUUGUUUGGGUUGCAAACAGAUGCAACCCCAUUAAUGAUUCUUCCGGCAUGUUGAUGAUAAACAUCACAGGCAAUCUUGUGCUGUUUGGUCAGAACAAGAGUGUUGUUUGGUCCACAAGCUCAGUUAAACGUGUUGAAAAUUCAAUGGUACAGCUUUUAGAUUCUGGAAAUUUGGUAGUAAGAGAUGCGAAAGAUGGAAUUUCAGGACCCUAUUUGUGGCAAAGUUUCGACUAUCCUUCUGAUACAUUGUUACCAGGAAUGAAGUUGGGAUGGGACUUAAGGACGGGUCUGAAACGACACAUAUCGGCAUGGAAAAACUCAGAAGAUCCCUGUCCAGGCAAUUUCACGUAUGGGAUUGAAAUGGAACUUCAAGCAUACCCUGAGGCAUAUAUUCGCAAUGGCACUGCGAAAAUUUAUCGUGCCAGUCCGUUUAAUGGCCUCACUUUCUGUGGUUCAUCAGAGAAACAUCCUGCUCGUUACGGUUUCAACUUUGUGUACAAUGAUGAUGAAGUGUACUACAUGUACAAACCUACCAUUAAGUCUAUAACCUCAAGAAUAGUUUUGAACCAAACCACCAGUUCAUGUAUUCGGUUUCAUUGGAAGAAAGAAGAUGAAGCUUGGACUGCCCAUUUAUCAAGACCUAGAGAUGUGUGCGAUCAUUAUGGCUUCUGUGGAGCGAAUGGAAAUUGUAUUGGUGAGAAUCCAGUCUGCCAAUGUCUAAAGGGAUUCAAGCCUAAGUCUCAAGAAAAAUGGAAUUUGGCAGACUGGUCUCUAGGAUGUGUGCGCAAUAAACCCUUGAGCUGUCAGAAAACAGAUAAAGAUGGGUUUCUCAAAUUCGUUGGCUUGAAAUUGCCAGAUACUACGCAUUCUUGGGUGAACAAAAGUAUGAAUCUCAAGGAAUGCAGAGCCGAAUGCUUGAACAACUGUUCUUGUAUGGCUUACAGAAGCUCAGAUAUCAGAGGAGGUACUGGCUGUGCCAUCUGGUUUGGUGAUCUAAUAGAUACCACACAGGCUUUGACUUCUGGGCAGGAAAUAUAUAUUCGAAUGUCAGCUUCGGAGUUAGAAGAAAAUGACGGUAAGCGGAAGACUGCAUUGAUAGUUGUAGCUGUCAUAGCAGUGGUGUUUUCUGGAGUGCUGUUAGUUGCCUGUUACAUUCACCGGAGAAGGAAAAAAUUAAAGGAAAUAAGAGACAGAAAUCAGGACAAUGAGGGGGCACCAAAGGAGGACCUGGAGCUCCCGCUCUUCGAAUUGGCCACUGUAAUUAGUGCCACAGAUAACUUUUCAAGCAAUAACAAGCUGGGAGAAGGUGGCUUUGGACCAGUUUACAAGGGGACGCUAGCAGAUGGACAAGAAAUUGCUGUGAAGAGGCUUUCAAGAAGUUCUGGCCAAGGAAUGAAUGAGUUCAUGACUGAAGUUAUACUGAUUGCCAAACUUCAGCACCGAAAUCUGGUAAAACUUCUUGGUUGCUGCGUUCAAGGAGAGGAGAAAAUGCUGAUCUAUGAAUACAUGCCCAACGGAAGCCUGGACUCAUUCAUCUUUGAUCAAACGAGUGGAGAACUACUGUUAGAUUGGCCUAAACGUUACCACAUUAUUUGUGGAAUUGCUCGUGGUCUCCUCUAUCUGCACCAAGAUUCCAGGCUAAGGAUUAUUCAUAGAGAUCUCAAAGCAAGUAAUGUCCUACUUGAUAAUGAAAUGAAUCCAAAAAUUUCGGACUUUGGCUUGGCUCGAACAUUGACUGGGGGAAAUCAGACUGGAGGAAAUACAAACAGAGUGGUUGGAACAUACGGUUACAUGGCACCCGAGUAUGUUAUUGACGGUCUAUUUUCUGUAAAGUCUGAUGUCUUUAGCUUUGGUGUUUUGGUGCUGGAGGUCAUUAGUGGAAGGAAAAACAAGGGAUUCUACCAUCCAACCAGCCCUAACCUUAUUGGACAUGCAUGGAGAUUAUGGAAUGAAGGAAGGCAUUUAGAACUGAUUGAUACAUAUUUAGGAAGUGCAUCUACUCUAUCAGAAAUGUCGCGUUGCAUCCAUGUUAGUCUCUUGUGUGUGCAGCAUCAUCCUGAGGACAGGCCAAGCAUGGCGUCUGUGGUUAUAAUGCUGGGAAGUGAGAUGGCUUUGGCUCAGCCCAAACAACCUGGUUUCUUCAUGAAAAAGGAAUCACAUGAAGCAGGUCAUUCUUCAGAAAAGCAAUCAUCUUCAGCCAACGAAUUAUCCAUUACGGAUUUGGAGGCUAGAUAA